Messenger RNA from Bursaphelenchus okinawaensis, 2394 nucleotides. The record is from the annotation of a GenBank genome assembly. Lineage: Eukaryota; Metazoa; Nematoda; Chromadorea; Rhabditida; Aphelenchoididae.
AUGAACAAGGAGGAAUCUGUAGCACUUGGAGCCCCAGCAGCAAGUUCUAGCGGAGGUGGAAACAAUGCUUCAAAUGAGAACGACGGCGGCGGCGGAGAGGGUGGUAUGUUUCUUUUUAAUUGUCACAGUUAAGUACCUUAGUUGUUUUAUACUACGCUUUAGUACUUGCAUUUGCUUGUUUCUUUUACAGACAUUUAUGCUAUUCUUACUUACUGUAAUAUUUUUCUUAACUUAUUUUAUUGAACUGUAGUUUAGGUGGCGCUGCUAAUGCUGGCGGAGGCGGAGGUUCCUUCUUUUUAGGCCAAGGCAUGGCAACUCCGACAGUUAAUGCUCAACUUACUACUAAUGGCAAUGGAGGAGGUAACGACGCAGCCGGUGGUGGUGCUGCGGGAGGAUCUUUCUUUUUAGGCCAAGGUAUGGCCACGCCGACUGUCAGUGGACCAGCCCAAACUAAUGCUGCUGGUGCUACUGCUGGCGCUGAGGGAGGCGGACCUGCUGGCGGAUCAUUCUUUUUGGGUCAAGCGCCUCCAGUUCAAAUAAAGUAUGACAAUGUGGGAACUAGUGCUCCUGCUGCCAAUGGUGGUGCUCCGGCUGGUGGUUAUGGAGGAUCUGGUUACUUAGGCCAAGAUAUGCAAAAGGGUGCAAACUCUGGCUACGCUGCGCCAACUGCCCUAGGAGGAGCAGGACCAACCAAACAAGAAUCUUGUUUCCUUGGAGCUCCAGCACCAGGUGUCACCUCAGGCUUUAUCGGCGCCAAACCAAUUCCCAAAGCAGAAAGUCCAGUCCAAAAACAAAAGGACAAAAGUGUCAAAGUGUACAAGGCUCACUCAUUUAAACCUAAGCCUAAACCUGCUGUCAGUCCAGCUAAAAACACUAGUGUAAAAGAGAUAAAAGAGAGUCGAAAGGAUGUUUCACAAAAGAUAAAAAAACAAAAAACACCUAAAGUAGAACCAGAAGAAGAAAAAGAGAAACAACAGCCUAGUGGUAAGGUUUCAAAGAUUUUAAAAUUUAAAGGUUCUAAUAUAAAAAAUUAAAGUUUUGUUUAUCUCAUAGUACACUGUUGUUGUACUUUAUACAAAAGAAAUAAAGGUUGUUUUUUUUUAGAAAAAAACGCUGACAAACAAGAACCAUCAGAUGCUGAACCGAAAGCUGAAACUCCACAGAAAAAAACUACCUGGAAAGGAAAGCAGAAACAGCCUGAGAUGAAUUUAGCCAAAGGUGAAAUCAAGAGUUUGGUAACUGAUCCAGAAAAACUUGUUUUUACAUGUAAGCUUUUGUUCGAACUUUUCCUAUAUCUACAUCAACUAAAUACCGUUUUUAGUAAACUUUCUUUGUAAAGAUUUAAAAUAAAUUUGUAAAAAAUAAAGAAAUCUUACGUUUAGAUCCGUACGAUAAGCCCCAACUAGUCAAUGUGAAAAUAACCAACGUCAGCCAUAGUAUUGUAGCAUAUAAGGUGAUGGCCUCGGUUCCUCAACAUUAUCGAGUUCGAGGCAAACAAGGAGCACUCUAUCCAGGAGAAUCAGAGCAAGCCACCAUUAGACUUGAACCUCUGAAGGACUUGAAUUCGGCCAUCAAGGAGAACCAUCGCAUCUUAAUCCAAAAUACUCCGUGCAAGAGCAAGACCAUCAAGAAGGAUUUCUGGAAGGAAGUGGAACGUCCAAACUGUGUCCGUGUAGCCGUUGUAAGUUGGAGUUUCGGUGUAAAAGAUGGAUUUUAAGAAGGGUGUAAAAGAAAUUUCUCGAUAAAUUUGUGAAGUUUUGCGUCAAGUCUUCCUUUUACAGAUUUUGGGUCGUUUUUUAUUUACUAGGGCCAAGUCUACUUAGCAGUUUUUGAAAAAAUUUCUCCCGGUAACUGUUUAUGCUCUUUCAUCCUAUAUAGGUCUCGUUCAAAAAGCCGAGGGAUAUUUUGUGCAAUUCCCUAGUUAGCGGACAAAUUUUUUUUAAAUUUGUUUUUAAAAAUAAUUUUCAGAAACUGCUACUAGAAGGCGAAGAGAAGUCGAAGCUGAAAGAAGACGAGUACGUUCCGACUAGCAACGAUGGCAUUAUCGUCGAACCUAACCGAGAGCUCGUCUUUCAAGGACCUUUUGACGAUAUUGUGACAGCCGCGAUUUGUGUCAUUAACAACACGGACAAGUUCAUGUAUAUCAAGGCUAUGGUGACCAAUCCUAUCCCUUUUCGAGUACGACCAAACUUUUCCUGCAUCAAUCCCCGAGCUAUGCAGGUUUUGGCAGCAAUGGUGGAGCCGAUCAGAGACUUGUCCAAGAUACGGAAGAAGAAGAACAAGUUCAUGAUUGAGUACACAGAAGGAGACGAAGCAUUCCCCAACUUUGAGGAAUACUGGAGUUCUUGCUCCAAGUUUCAGUCUGUCAAACUGAAGGCUAGAUUUAAUGAAUAA